ACCCUCUCUGCUGUCUGGGGGGCCCUGAGUUGGAUUGUACCGGAGCGGAAACGUGGCUUGUUGUGGAAAGUUCCGAGAUCGGGUGCUGAUUGCUCUGCUUGUGGUGGCACCUAUGUACUAUGGGGUUCUCGGCCAGAUGUCAGCUGCUGCCCGGGACCUUACCAUACAGGACGUGCACACUGCGCUACUCUGAAGUUCCCCAGACUUGUGUUUACAGGGCAGGAGAGGAUAGAUCGGAGGAGAUCUGAUCUAAAUGAGAUCUGAUCUAGAGAGGAUAGAUCGGAGGAGAUGUGAUCUGGAGAGGAUAGAUUGGAUGGGGAUGUGAUCUGAGGAGAUCUGACCUGCAGGGGAUGUGAUCUGAGGAGAUCUGACCUGGAGGGGAUGUGAUCUGAGGAGAUCUGACCUGGAGGGGAUGUGAUCUGGAGAGGAUAGAUCGGAGGGGAUGUGAGGUUGAGCAGCUUCGGAAAUGUUGUGGUCUGUUACAGAGCUAUUUCUGUCUCUUCCCCGUCCCCGCUGCACACUCCUUCCCCCUCCUCUAAUCCUCAGUCUGAUCACACACUCUGCUCCUAAUGGGGUUUUCAGGGGGGCAGAGGAGACCCAGAGAAGCUCCAGAAGUCCUGCCAUGUCCUCAUCUUCUGGAGACCACCACUCACUGAGAAACUUUCUUGAUUUCAGAUGUGUUCUCGGCCGGCUGGAGUGAAAACUCUUCAGAGUACUGAUGGAGGCCAGAGUCCAAAAUGGCAGCGUAUCUCAGCCUUUACUCCAGGCUCGGCGUGACAGCGGGAGACCACAUGGCGAUAUUGACCCAAGGGACAUUUUGACGCAGCAGGUUCAUGUUUUGUCAUUGGAACAGAUAAGAGCUAUACGGAACACUAAUGAGUAUACAGAAGGGCCUACCGUGGCUCCCCGACCUUGGGUUAAACCUCCUCCUCCUCGUCACAUUCCCCAGCACAAAAAUGAAAGGAUACACGUGGUAACAGACCAGAGACAAUUUAGCCGGAGCCCUCUCCCACCAAUGCAUCCCUCGUCACGGGCAUCUUUGUCUCGGUCCAUUAGUACGGGAUCUCGGAGCAGUACAAGGACAAGCACAAGUAGCAGCUCAUCAGAGCAGAGACUUCUAGGUCCUUCGUACUCCUCUUCGGGGCCGGGUGCUGACAGGAUAAUUCGCGUACAACCCAAAGGUGAGCUGAAACCAGAGGAGUUAAAGCCUUCCAGUAAAGAAGACUUGGGCUUACAUGCCUACAGGUGUGAGAGCUGCGGGAAAUGUAAGUGCCAAGAAUGCACUUAUCCUAGAACUCUCCCCUCCUGCUGGAUAUGUGACAAGCAGUGCCUUUGCUCAGCCCAGGAAGUGAUUGACUAUGGAACUUGCGUUUGCUGUGUGAAGUGCCUAUUCUAUCAUUGCUCAAACGACGACGAGGACAAUUGUGCCGACAACCCCUGUUCCUGCAGCCAGUCGCGCUGCUGCACUCGCUGGUCUGCCAUCGGGGUCAUGUCAAUGUUUCUGCCUUGUUUAUGGUGUUACCUUCCAGCCAAGGGUUGCCUUAAACUGUGCCAGGGCUGCUACGACCGGGCAAAGAGGCCAGGAUGCCGAUGUAAAAGGUCAAAUACAGUAUGUUGUAAAGUGCCACAGUUACAGCCCAGAAGUUUGGGGAAGCCGUCAUAGCGCCGGCUCGCUUCCAGAAAACAGAAAGUAAUGGGACUUACUUUUAACACACAUAUGCAAUCAUGUAACGUCAUUUGGUACGGUUGGUAGAAAGCAGAGGGAAGUUAUUUUUUUUCCCUGUUUGCAGUGAUUUAUUAUUUUUUUCCCUAAGUGCCAUCUUAACCAAUAGGCUUGUUAGAGAACCUUUUAAUCAAGCUGCGAUUAGGACCCAGUGCUCUGUGCCACGUAAAGUAUAAGCUAAAGCAACACAGACACUCCUACGGAAAUGUGCGUCGUUCUGUGAAUAAUACUUGCAACGUUUGUAAAUUAGCAGGUGAUCUUGUUUUCUGCCAGAGAUAAUAUGCUAUAUUUUUGUACAUAGAGAAUAAUAUUACAACUGUGAAUUUGGUGCCGCUGUACUGGCGCAAUCACGAAAUGUACUAAUAUACAUUCAGAGGAAUGUGAAUCUAUCCAGACGGUUAGAUUGUGCUUCAGCUUAUUGAAAAAAAUUAAUAUUUCUACUCUUUGGACUUUCUGUAUAUUGUACAGUUACAGUAAGAGUCGGCCUUUAUUUUCUAAUUUUUCGACAUAUUGUUUAGUGUAAAGUAUAUUUAUUUGAAGUUUUAUUAUUUUAUAAAGAAAUAUUUAUUUUAAGAGGCAUCUUACAAAUGGUUCCCCCUUUUUUAUGAUGUCAGUUUCUACAGAUGGGGAUAACUGAUGCAUAUGUUCACUAUCAAAUAGAAAAUAUAUUAACGUUUGAAAUUAAA
This is a messenger RNA of Bufo gargarizans (Asiatic toad), 2409 nucleotides long. It is a transcript of the gene SPRY2, whose product is annotated as sprouty RTK signaling antagonist 2. Lineage: Eukaryota; Metazoa; Chordata; Amphibia; Anura; Bufonidae. Bases 719 to 1663 code for a protein of 314 amino acids. The transcript is spliced from 2 exons. Gene Ontology annotation, biological process: multicellular organism development; animal organ development; negative regulation of fibroblast growth factor receptor signaling pathway. The record is from RefSeq and is a predicted model, not a curated record. Gene Ontology annotation, cellular component: cytosol; membrane.